Molecule: messenger RNA, 696 nt
Organism: Helobdella robusta
Lineage: Eukaryota; Metazoa; Annelida; Clitellata; Rhynchobdellida; Glossiphoniidae
Exons: 7
Coding region: 1-696 (231 amino acids)
Biological process (GO): autophagosome assembly; autophagy
Cellular component (GO): phagophore assembly site
Source: RefSeq, a predicted model, not a curated record
AUGAACGCGAGAGCUCAUGUGCUCGAAUUGACAGUUGAUGAAAGACAAAUUUCAGAAACUGUAUUAAGUAUCUUCCAUAGUUUGAUGUUCCAUAGGACACUUGGGAAGUUUCAUUACAAGCAAGAAGGUAGUUACUCAAUAGGAACUCUGGGCAUGGUUGAUGUCGACUGUGACUACAUAGACUUUACCUACGUCAGGGUGGCCUCGGAUGAAUUGGACAACAUGCUGAAGAAAGAAGUGAGUGGAUUUCAGGAUGAUCUUCGUCGAAGGUUCAGUGGCACGGGUGGUGCUAUAUCUUUGGAAUUCUAUCAAAAACGAAAAAGUCACCUCUUCAAGAAGGAUGAUGUUCCAUGGGAGGUGUGGACCAUUGUUUUAGAAGUCGUUAAGCUUAAUAAUGAAAAUGAUCGACAACAAAUUCGAGAAAAGGUUGGAGAGCUUCUAACAGAAAAAGUUUUCUACAUCGCAGAAACGAUGAGCAAGUUUGAGUACAUCCCCAAGGUACCUAAUGAACCUGACCUUGAGCUCGUAUUCGACCUUUCCUUCCCUAACAUUCAACCAUAUUUGUUCAGGCAACAACAUCAUCAACAACUACAACAACAACAACUAUCUACUUCUCCCUCAUCUUCAUCGUCAUCCUCGCCAUCGGCUGUUGGUAGUGUAAUGAAGAAGAUUAUCAAAGGGGCGUUGGCUAUUUAA